GUCGAACGAGUUUAGCCGCAGCCGCAGCCUCGGCCUCCCUUCCGCCUCCGUCUCCUCCCAUCUAUCCGGAUCGCCGCGGCCUCCUCCCCGGAUCAGCGCCGCCGUCGGUCGGAGAGCCUCCCCCUUUCCCGCGGCGGCUCGAGGAUGGACGGCGCCGGGGGCGGGGGAGGAGGGCCGCACCCCUCCCGGAGGAGCAUCUCCUCGGCCGCCGGCCCCAGGAGGAGGGGGCCGUCCAUGGAGAACGGCCACGACGCCGCCGCCGCCAGGAGGUCCUCCGCCACCAUCUCCCGCACCACCUCGAUGGUGACUGGGGAGAGAACCGUUAAGAGACUGAGACUGUCCAAGGCACUGACGAUACCGGACCACACCACUGUGUACGAGGCAUGUCGGAGGAUGGCCGCGCGUAGAGUUGAUGCCGUGUUGCUGACGGACUCCAACGCGUUGCUCUGCGGGAUCCUUACUGACAAGGACAUAACCACAAGGGUUAUUGCUCGUGAAUUGAAGCUAGAAGACACACCAGUUUCCAAGGUCAUGACUAGAAACCCUCUCUUUGUUCUCGGGGACACUCUCGCGGUCGAGGCAUUGCAGAAAAUGGUGCAAGGUAAGUUCAGACAUUUACCUGUUGUGGACAAUGGGGAAGUCAUUGCGCUACUGGACAUAGCCAAGUGCCUAUAUGAUGCUAUUGCACGAAUGGAAAGGGCAGCUGAGAAAGGAAGAGCAAUCGCUGCUGCUGUUGAGGGUGUUGAGAAGCAUUGGGGAACAUCUGUAUCUGGUCCCAACACUUUUGUUGAAACUCUUCGUGAACGGAUGUUUAAGCCAUCACUGUCGACAAUUAUAUCUGAGAAUUCAAAAGUGGCUACUGUUGCACCAACUGACACUGUGUUGACUGCAUCAAAAAAGAUGCUUGAACUAAAAGUAAGUUCAGCAGUUGUUGCGAUUGAAAACAAGCCUGGUGGGAUUCUGACCUCGAGAGAUAUAUUGAUGCGUGUCAUAGCCCAAAAUCUUCCACCUGAGUCCACUACAGUCGGGAAGGUUAUGACCCAGAGUCCAGAAUGUGCCACGAUUGACACCCCGAUCCUUGAAGCCCUACACACAAUGCAUGAUGGGAAGUUUCUGCAUUUGCCUGUUCUAGACAGGGAUGGGAGUGUUGUAACCGUUGUUGAUGUCCUUCACAUAACUCAUGCUGCAAUUGCAACGGUCGGAAACAGUGGAGCAACAGGCUCUGAGGCGACUUCUUCCAUGAUGCAGAGGUUCUGGGAUUCAGCAAUGUCAAGUGGGCCUCUUGAUGAUGAUGAUGAUUGCAGAAGCGAAGGAUCAACUAAAGUGGCAUCCGAGGCAGCAGAUAUAGGAAGAUCAGCCUUCUUUCCGCCUUCAGGCUUAUCAAGCACUUUUGGGUUCAAGAUUCAGGACAAACAAGGCAGGAUGCACAGAUUUAACUGUGACACGAGUAGCCUGACUGAAUUGAUAACGUCGAUUCUGCAAAGACUUGGUGAUGACAUUGAUAAAUCGAACCUACCUCAAAUUCUGUACGAAGAUGAUGAUCACGAUAAAGUCAUACUCUCAUCAGACACCGACCUUAUAGCGGCUGUGGACCAUGCAAAGCAAAUCGGUUGGAAGAGCUUGAGGUUGCACUUGGAUUACGCCGGUGUUGGCCGCCGGAAGCGAGGAGCCGUCUCGUCGGACUUUGAGUACGCCGGAAGGGACGCGUGGGCUUCCGCGUACGGCACGGUCGCGGCCGGGGCGGCCCUGGUAGCCGGCCUCGGCGUGAUGGCCUACCUGAAAAGAGCAGGCUAGGCGCGACGAACACGGUUGUCUUAGUGAUACAUACAGGAUGUUACUACAUUGAAAUGAACAGAAUUGGACCUAGAAAAAGGAAAUUUACGAGAGUGGGUGUGCGAUUGAUUCUUGCGAGGAAAAAUGGAAACAUGUAAUAAUGUCACGGCAGCGGAUGGACUGUGGAUCAAAUCUUGGUUGUUGAGUCAGUCCCGAGUCUCCACGGGGUGCCACGGUUGUACACCCUAAACACCAUAUACAUCAUCACCUUUGUACAAUGAAAGCAUAAUUGGCCAUCGGUCUCAGUUGUA
Triticum dicoccoides is the source of this 2084-nucleotide messenger RNA. RefSeq names its product CBS domain-containing protein CBSCBSPB1-like. Lineage: Eukaryota; Viridiplantae; Streptophyta; Magnoliopsida; Poales; Poaceae. Gene Ontology annotation, molecular function: protein binding. Bases 145 to 1794 code for a protein of 549 amino acids. The transcript has 14 exons. The record is from RefSeq and is a predicted model, not a curated record.